AUGGCCCGUAACAGUUUCAAAGGAUACCUUCAUAUUGGCAUAGAAGACGUUCGCAUAGAGUCUCCAAUAUAUAAAGCUGUCGAAAGGAAACCAACACAGAAAGGUCCUACGAAGAAAACCACUACAGCAAAAGAUGCAAUCGAAGAGGAAAAAGAAACACUCACGACAACAACAAUAACAAUAAAGGUUCCAGUAGUUAAAUCUGAUGAUGGCAAGCUGGAUAUCUUCAAACAAGCCAAAAAGAAAAAGAAAAAGGCGAAGACUUUUGAUGCCACUUCUCAACCAAAGGAUUCUAUCACCAAGGUACCAACCAAAAAACCUGUUUCCCCAAAGGUGCUUGCUAAGACUACUUCUGAAAGGCUUGAGACUGAUAACUCCAGCCCCGGAGCUGAAGGUUCUAUGGAAGACACGAAUAUACUAGAGGCGGAGGAAGAUGUCCAAGAAAAAUCGAAUGAUGCUUCACCAGACAUUCCUCACCAAGCUCGAGAUAUCUCAGAUGAUGAGGAAGAACAUGAUAAAGAUCAAUACAUGCUGGACAUCCCUUCAGCUGAUGAUCAAAACGAACAAGAAGAGGAUGACGAAGAGAAUGACGCUAAUGAUGAGGGAAGAUCAGGUGGAAUUUCCAGCUAA
This is a messenger RNA of Lathyrus oleraceus (garden pea), 630 nucleotides long. RefSeq lists its product as uncharacterized. Lineage: Eukaryota; Viridiplantae; Streptophyta; Magnoliopsida; Fabales; Fabaceae. The record is from RefSeq and is a predicted model, not a curated record. Bases 1 to 630 code for a protein of 209 amino acids. The transcript has 5 exons.